GGCCAUUCAUUCUAACUCCCCACCGCUUCGUUUCCCGAUCAAACAGAGGCGGAGGCGGAGGAGGCGGUGCUUGACGGCGGCCGUCGUCAGAGGCGAUGAAUGAACCGCGUCGUCGACGUCCGGGCGAAGCUGCGCCAUCGUAUGGUGAUUUUGAUGGCUUGUUUAGUGUUUAGAUACACCACAAGGGUUUCUUCUGUGGGAGUGAGAGCAACAAGACUUACAUGGAUUAUGAGGCUGACUGGUUUGACAUGUGUGAGAGUGACACAUGGUCAAUGUUAUGGAUCAAGGAUUUUCUUUCACAACUGGGACAUGACAUGGAAGCCUCCAAAUUACAUGUGUAUUGGUGCCAACCAGGGAAGACCGUUGCUGAUGGGCUUAAGCUUAUGCAAUGUGAUGCAGAUAUUGUUCUUAUGAUUAUUGCAACAAUAGAGCACAAGAACCUACUGCUUGUAGUAGAUCAUGGUGAAACUUUGCAGUCAUCAGAUGAUGAUGUUUUGAUUACUGGAGUGACAGAACUGCCUAAGGUCAUUACUCCCACAAAACCCAAUGGAAAAGAAAAUGUUAGAUGCUCAGCGAAAGGAAAGAGUCCAAGACAGAAUGUAUCAAGGAAAACAAAGAGGAGGAUGUCAUAUGGCGAAGGAUCUAGUUCUGGGUUUACAGCUGCAGUGGAGGAAGAGCAAGGAGAGGAGCAUGGUCAGAGCAGUGAAGAAGAGGGUGAUGUUCAGGAUGAGUUAACAUAUGAGGAUUUUUAUGAGAGUGACUUUGAUGUGCAAGAUGGUGACGAUGACCUGUUUGAUGCACAUGUUGACAAAAAUGUAGAUGACCACAGAGAGAAGACUGAAUUUUCUGACUAUGAAGCAGAACUCCCAGAAGAUGCACUGGAGGACAGUCAUUUGAAUAUGUCAAGAGAAGAGAAAGAGGAGUUGAAGCAUAAAUUCAGUGUUUUCAACCCUACCACAGACCUGAAUGCACCAGUGUUUAAGCUAGGUAUGGUAUUUGCAGACAUGAUAGAGCUGAGACAUGCUCUCAAUGCAUACAGUGUCAGAAAUAGAGUGAAGGUGAGGAAGCUCGGGAAUACUAACAGGUCAUUAGAGGCAGUAUGCAAGGAUGAUUGUACUUGGUACUUGAAGGCAGGCAAGAACAACAGAUCCAGCGGCAUUCAGAUCAAGAAGUAUACUGACAAACAUACUUGCACCAAAGCUUGGGAUCUGAAAGUGCUUACUGCUCCCUUUCUUACUAAACAGUUCAGAGAAGAGUUCAGAGGCAAUGAGAAAAUGCCCUUACUGAAAUUUUCAGAGAAGGUGGAACAAGAAUUUAACUUAGUUGCUCACAGGAGUAAGUUGGGAAGGGCAAGAAGAGCAGCCGUUAAAGAAAUCAGGGGAGAAGAUGAUGAUCAAUACAACACUUUAUGGGACUAUGGGCAGGAGUUGAGAAGGAGCAAUCCAGGGAGCCUAUUUUUCUUGUGCACAAAGGAAGUGUUUGAUGACAAGGCCAAGGUCACAAAGGACCACUUCUCAACAUUGUACUGGUCUUAUGAUGCAUGUAAGAGGGGGGUUUUGAAGGGUGCAGACCAAUAAUUUUCCUUGAUGGUUGUCACAUCAAAACAAGAUAUAAGGGGAAUAUAUUGACAGCAGUUGGGAUUGAUCCAAAUGAUUGUAUCUUCCCUAUAGCAUUUGGCAUAUGUGAAGUGGAGUCAACACACAGUUGGGAGUGGUUUCUAGCCUCUUUGAAGGAUGACCUGAAUAUAAUCAAUACAUCAACAUUCACCAUUAUGAGUGACAGACAGAAGGGUUUGACGAAUGUUGUGAAGAAAGUUUUCCCUGAUUCAGAACAUAGGAACUGUGUUAGGCACAUUUACCAAAAUUUCCACAAAGUACACCAGGGUGAACAACUGAAGAAUGACCUCUGGGCCAUAGCAAGAUCCACUAAUGAAGCUGCCUACACCAGAAACAUGGAUAAGAUGAGAGAUCACAGCUUUGCAGCAUUCAAUUGGGUUGAGAACUUGUCCCCAAGAACUUGGAUCAAAGCUUUCUUUGACCCUUUCUGCAAGUGUGAUAUAUUGCUGAAUAACAUGUGUGAGGUGUUUAACAGCUACAUUUUGGAUGGUAGAGAGUUGCCAAUUAAAUCAAUGCUGGAUUACAUCUUCUGGAAGAUUUCAAAUAGGAUGGUUGGUAAGCAAAGGGAGGCAGAAAAGUGGACAGGCAGGCUUUGCCCCAAGAUACAGAAGAAGCUGGACAAGUAUGUUGAGUGGGCAAAAAAUUGCAGGGUGAGGGAGUAUGGAAGAGGUGUAUUCCAGGUUAUCUCAUUAAACAACACUUACAUUGUUGAUCUGAACAUGUUGAGCUGUAACUGCAAAAGGUGGGAAUUGUCUGGUAUACCUUGUCAUCAUGCAAUUGCUUGUUUUAGGCAUGAGAGAAUUGAGCCUGAGAGCAUGGUCCAUUCAUGCUACACUGUUGAGGAGUACAAGAAGUGUUAUGGAUUCAAUAUGAGGCCAAUGAGGGAUCCAGAGGAAUGGGAAAAGAUGCAUGGCAAUCCUGUUUUUCCACCCAUAUACACCAAAGUAAUGGGCAUGCCCAAGAAAAGUAGGAAAAAAGAUCCAGAGGAGAAGAAGGAUAAGAAAGGAGUUAGGAAGUUGACCAAGCAUGGUGUUAGCAUGCAUUGCUCUGUUUGUGGGGGCGCUGAUCAUAACAAGAAAGGGCAUUACAAACACGUGAAUCAACCACCUACCGAGGAAGCACCUGGGGAAUCAGAAGAAGAAUAUGAUGAUCCAAGCAUAAUUGCUAACAUUAUGCCACACAGAGUUUACCCACAGUUUGAUCCAACACAAACUCCAGAUUCUAUGGUUUACAAGAUGCUGGAAAGGGAAAAAUUUACAUACCCUGCACCUAUGGACUUUGGUCCCCUGCCUGAGUCUAGCUUUAUUGCUAAUGCUAGGGACACAAUCCCUAUAGGCAGGGUGACAACAGCCAUGUCCAGGGGCAGGGUGAGAGAAGGAACAAGUGGAAGCAAUGCAACAAGAGGAGGAAGAAGUGCAAGAAAUGCAACAAGGGGUGGUAGAAGUGGUACCAAUGCAAGAAGGGGAGGAAGAAGUGCAAGCAAUGCAACAAGGGGAGGCAGAAUAGUAAGCAAUGCAACAAGGGGAGGAACUGCUUCAAGUGCAACUAGAGGUGGCAAUUACCCAAGUGGAAGUAAUCCUCCCAGAGGAGCAAGGGCUGCUGCUCCAGGAUUCUACAACUUGCUUUUUGGAAAUGAUGGACAAAGCAGCCAGCAACCACCACUUUUUAUGCAGGGAGAAGAAGAGGUACUUGUGAGCCAAAAUGCACCCCAAGAUGGCCUGUUUGGAGAUGGCUGGCCUCAGGACAUGCAUGAUUUCCUAUCUCUGUAGUUGGAUGACCAAGUGAUGAAGUUCAUGAAUGAACUUUUGUGUAGAAUAGUUCAUGAAUGAACUGCUCAUGAACUGCUCCUUUUGUUGGGGUAAAUCAGGAAAAAAGACCUUGUUCUGCUUAGGUUUACAUGACAAAUGAACCAUGCUUUUGUCAGUACUAAUUUCCCUGUUUAGUAUGGAUUUUGUUCGCUACUUCUCCUAGUUUGGAGCUAUGACAUAUGUUUACUGUCAUAUGCCCAAAAUCAGUUUGCACAUAUGUUUACUGUCAUAUGCCCAAAAUCAUUCUGCACAUAUGUUUUCUGUCAUAUGCCCAAAAAGAGUGGCCUACUUUUUGAAUUGUUUUACUGAGAUUUUUAUGCUCAAAUACAUU
Messenger RNA from Triticum aestivum (bread wheat), 3755 nucleotides. RefSeq lists its product as uncharacterized. The coding region runs from base 1772 to 3385 and encodes 537 amino acids. Gene Ontology annotation, molecular function: zinc ion binding; transposase activity; DNA binding. The transcript is spliced from 6 exons. The record is from RefSeq and is a predicted model, not a curated record. Gene Ontology annotation, biological process: DNA transposition. NCBI's taxonomy places the organism in Eukaryota, Viridiplantae, Streptophyta, Magnoliopsida, Poales, Poaceae.